AUGGAGAACAAGACAAUAGUAAUUGAUAACGGUUCAGGAUAUAUAAAGGCGGGAGUAAAUUCAAGUGAAGAGCCAUCGAUUGUGUUCCCAACUAUUGUAGGAAUUGAAAGGAACGAUGAAAGUAAAAGGAUAUAUACAGGUGAUGAAGCAUUUUUUCAUGAAUCGAAUUUAUCUAUUUAUCGCCCUAUUGAUCAUGGACAUAUAAGUGACUGGGAUAAAGCUCAAAAGAUAUGGGAGUAUACAUUAAAUUGUGUAGAUCCUAGUAAGAGUAUUAAAGACAUAUUAUUAACAGAACCUCCUCUAUGUUCUAUAUCUCAUCGAAAAAAAAUGGGAGAAAUGUUUUUUGAAUAUUUCGAUACUUCUAAUCUUAAUAUAUCUGUUUCUGGAUUAAUGUCUUUAUAUGCAUCUGGAUUAACUACUGGUCUUGUUUUAGAUAUAGGAGAAGGUCUUACACAAUGCUUACCAGUUUUUGAUGGUUAUAUUGAAAAAAAUUCUAUUAUUCGUUCAGAUUUUGGUGGAGAAGAAUUAAGUAUGUUUUUGCAAAAACUUAUAUGUGAUAUCGGUUAUAGUAUGACAACAACAAAAUGUUUAGAAUAUAUAAAAAAUAUUAAAGAGACCAUAUGUUUUUGCUCUUUAAACCCAUCAGAAGAUCAAUUAAGAAAUGAUCUAGCAGAAACAUAUACAUUACCUGAUGGAGAAGUUUUAAGAGAUGGAUAUGAUUCUAUAGAAAUAUCCCAUGAACGUUUUUAUGUCGCUGAAGCUUUAUUUAAUCCACAAUUAUGUCAAAGAGAUAAUCUAAGUAUAAUUGAUAUAAUUUGGAAAUCCAUUUUAUCAUGCCCAAUGGAAAAUCGAAAAAUAUUAUCUAGCUCUAUAGUACUUUCAGGAGGUUCUACUUUAUUUCCUAAUCUAGUUGAGCGUAUAGAAACAGAAGUAAAAAAUAAUGCUCCUCAAAACGCCCGUUCGAUGGUCAAGGUUCAUGCUUACGAGAACAGAGCUAUUAUGGCCUGGUGUGGAGCCCAAAUUUUUUCACAGACUGAAUUGAGAGAAGCACAAAGAGGAGUAUGGAUAUCAAAAGAAGAAUAUGAAGAAAUAGGAAGCAACAUUUUCUUAACAAAG
Messenger RNA from Plasmodium gaboni, 1116 nucleotides. Its product is annotated as putative actin-like protein. The annotation marks the transcript as partial. The transcript has 3 exons. The record is from RefSeq and is a predicted model, not a curated record. NCBI's taxonomy places the organism in Eukaryota, Apicomplexa, Aconoidasida, Haemosporida, Plasmodiidae.